GUUUGCCUCUUAUUCAAGUCGUCUUUAUGUGAUGCAAAUUCAAAUAAAUAUUUAUGCUUCGCCAACGAUUUGUUCUCCGUUCGGUUUUUGCUCGACGAAUUCAGCCGUUUCUUAAUAACGUUAGGUGGGGGGAACGUCCACAACGUCAAGAAGGCCAUCAACAACUCUGAGCACGAAGACCGCUUAGGAUUCGCCUGAUGAUCCGCUUUUACCCCCUUCGCAAAACCUACGACGUCCGCGCCGGUGUUAAACGAGCCGUCCGAAGCCGAAUACGCGUUUCUUCGUGCCGCCUGUCCCGCGCGCGCUCCUCGGCUGUCACAGAUGCGCAAAUGCGCUUUUAGAAGAGCAUUUGCGACUAAACGAGCCUCUGCAGCCUCGGUCUAUUUAUGGACAAAGUCCCUGUGUGUUUCUAGCUGUUACUUUCAACGAGAUUAAGGCGGGUUUUGUGCGUCCUGCCCUUGCGCCAUGGAGAGCCUUUUUAGUCCUCCCUGCCACCGUUUGACAAGUGAAUCAGUAAAAUGCGUCGCCUUGCUUCAACAGGGUUUUACUUUGUAUUUUGAGGGGUUGCUGGUUUUCUACGUGUCUCUUUUCCGCCCCUUUGACUUAACAGGCAAAGAGGAUAGAUAGGUUUUUUUCUGUUAGAGAGGAAGAAAAAAAAAUAAUUCAUCUCCUCCCUCAUUUGGCUUGCUAACUUGACUACAGCCUAAACGAAUACAAGUGUUUAAUAUAUAUAUAUAUCACAUUUAGUACGUUGUUUAGUUUAUAACACCCGUAUUUGCAUGUAUAAGAACGAUUUAAAAAUAUAUAUUUUGAAGUUGUUUAUCGAGGAGAUGUAAAAGGGCCGGAUUAAUCUGUCAUACUUGUUUUUUCUUCGUCUAGAUCGCACUACACUGAUAUUGCUAGCUUAGUCUUGCUAGUUAGAAAAUGUUAAAAGUUUUGAAUAUAAAUAGCACAUACAAGAUCUUAAUAUUGAGCAGUUAUCAUUGACUAAUCUAAUAAUUCGUUAGCAUCCAUGUAUAACUCUGUUAAAGACAGAUCAUUUAGUUUCUUUUUCUGUUCUUGUGUGUAUGCUGUUAAUAAAGGCUAACACUAGCAAGUUCAUUAAGCUGUUUUUAACAACACGUCGUCGUUUGUUUUGAAACAAAAGAGAAAAUACAUACACAUCGAAUGCUGUUCAAACAUGUAAUCACUUUGGAAAAACACAGACACCGAAUUUCAUUCCCUCACAAGCCUUUUAAGCAUAAAGUGUGCUAUAAAACAUUAACAGAAGCUUGUGAAGUGGAAGUGAACAAUCAAACUGGCCAAACAUGUUUCACCCAUCCCCCACGUCGCUUCCUUUGUCACAUUUCCACACAUGAAUUUUCAAGUUGUUCACAGUCCUACGGCAACUUUACAAAGAAAUAUGAUCUGAAAUUAAAGUCGAGUAACAUUAUACCACUGCACAAGUACUUUGUGUCAUAAUGUCCUUUGUCUGUCGGCUGUAGCGAGCAGUGGCGCAGUUUCAAUCACCAGCCGCCAUUUUGAAGUCUAUAGACUGCAGCAAAGAGUGUAAUGGAUGAUGAAGACGACCGCCGUCUUCUGGAUUUUAUAGGAGAUGUGCAAGCAUUGAAUGAGUAUCUUCAUGGUUCAAAUAGUAAAACUAUUGGAGAAGACGAUGUGACUAAUGCAGCAUUUGGGUCGGCCAGUUCGUUCUUUACUAGUGACACAGGUGGCUCCAACGAAGGACUCAAAGAUGACCACAAUCAUUUGGGAGAAUUUGGGGAGGCUGGUGGAGCUGAACUACAGCUCUCAAGCAGUCUUCCGUUCAUCGAGGAUGACCUCGACAGUGGAACCUCACAAGAUGGGGUCGAUCUUGGGGGCGAGGACCAACCCUUCGACAUCCUUCAGAAGUCAUUGCUGGAAGCAGAUAUUACAGAGCAGACAUUGGCUCAAGAAGCCCUUUUGGACUCCCAGCCAUCACUCAUUCCCACAGCUUCCGCUUUCCCUCAGCAGCUGGUCUCUGGAGGGUUUAGAGGUAUCGCAGGUCCUGGUGUGGUGGCACCAUUGGCACAACCUCAGGCUUUUAUCCAGCAGGUUCCCCAACUACCCUUGCCAAACGGCCCUGCUGGACACAUCCAGGUAGUGGGAUCCUUCAAUGGCAGUGCCUCCUCCAUGAUGACUAUAAACAGUUUGGAACAGCCUCAGAUCCUUCUGAGGCAGAGCGGAAAUGUAGUGACAAACAACAGCGGACAAGGUACCAUGUUCACCCCUUCUGCAGCUGGUCAGGUGUCAAUGUCCUUCAAUAAAGGGACGAUACCGGUUCAGAAUAUUAUCAUCCAGAGAGGCCCUAUGCAACAGACAUUGAUCAGACCCAUUCAGCCUAAACCCUUGCAGACAGGGGGACAAACUGUAUACAAUAUCAGCAACAUCGGGCUUCAACCCAGCACCACAACUACUGCGAAUUUAGUCAGUAGCUCCUACACAGCCAGCGGCUCUCCUCAGUCUGCUCAACAGGUGAAAGUGGUUAAUCCAGCCAGCAGCAUUUUAAUGCAUUCACCUCUGGGGCAACAAGCGCAACCACAGUCCCAGUCCAAUCUGCCUCAAGGGCAGUUUUUGCUACCCACUUCUAUUUCCCUCACCCCUGGUACGACAGUACACGGCUUCCAGGCUGUGAAUGGGCAGGUGUUACAAACAAACACUCAAGUAGGCGACCCGUCGUCAAUGAGCACUACCACUUACUCCAUCCUCACCAAUCAAAACACAACAGUACAGCUUAUUGCUGGGCAGAACUUUUCAACUGGAGGGCAGCUGAUAGUCAAUCAAGGUUUGGUUGCUGGAGGUCAAAUAGGCCAAGCUUCACCAACACCUGUUGUGCAGGUGUCUCAAAGGCCUGGUGCCACGGCCAAAGUUUGGACUGCCAGCGCAUCACAUAGCCCAACCCCUAUACAGACGUCACAGACUUCGGGCCACCUCACCAUGGUCAGUUCUGGCGUCCAAGGCCCACAGGUUUGUCACCAGUUGUCUGUGACCCCAGGACAGCACCUCCUUAUGCCUGUGGCCCAGAACGUUCCAGCUACUCCUGGCAUUCAGGAGUAUCAAGUUUCUUUAAACCAGGACACCACAGCAGCAACACAAAGAGGGCAAACACAAUUAGUUAAUCUUCUUGGUACCAAAGCUGUGAAAAUGCUCACUCCUGCCAGUCAGGAAUUGCCUCUCACACCGAAGCGACCUGCAACUCAACAACUUACUAGAGGAGAAAUGGUCCUCCAGCAGUUAAGACGAGAUCACAGUAGAGUCAUGUCUUCAGAGCGGACGCCCUUCGCUUCAUUUAAUGAUGUCAUUGACAGAUUACUGCCCUAUCAUGUUUUCCAAGGCUCACCACCACAAGAUGAAGAUUUCACCAAAGUUGAUGAGGAGUUUGAGACAGUUGCCCUACAAGUGUUAAACAGAACACAAGGCAUGGUGAACAAAUACAGGCGCUUACUUAUGGUGGAGGCAGAGAGGUCCAGCCCUUCAUCAGAAAUGGUGAUGAUUGACAGGACUUUUAAUCAAGAGGAACGGGGCAACUUGACCCAAGACAAACGAAUGGUACUAGUGGAUCCAGAUGGCUUCCUGGAAGAGUUCUGCUGUGGCCCUAAACUGAAGAUCCGAAGUACAGAAGUUUUGAUGCCCGCCACCCAUGAGGGCAAUCCCAGCGUAAUGGAGACAUCCCCAAGGCAUUCCAUAAGUCACACCGGAAGAGAUGGGCAGGGUAUGAACAGCCACACAGAACCUGCUUAUAGGACAGAACCUCAACAACAAGGAAUGGAGGAAAACAGAAGAACUCCCAUCAAGUGCAUCCUGGACCUAAAAAAAAAGAAAUUCAACAACCUAAUCAGCAGCAACAGUCAACAUGCUCACUACCCUACAUCUCCCAGCCAAUCACAGCAUAGCUCCGCCCAAGGCUACCCUUCGAACCUGGGGCAGGGUCAUGAACAUCAACUUCCCUCAGAUCAUAGUCAAGCCCCAUUGGCUGACACUGACUCUGUGCUUGAGGCUGCCGUGAAUAGCAUCUUAGAAUGUUAGACAGUGCCAUAUUUAUGUUUGUUAGUGGUUCCAUGUUAAUCUCAUUUCAUGCCAUUUGUGUGCAAGCUGAACGGACGUACAUUGGCAUUAUCGCGGGUUAAAAUGCACACAGCGGCUCUGACGAUGUCGAGGAACAGGAAGGUGAAUCUGGUGAUGGUGAUACUCUAAUACUGUGCCUGUUCUAGAGAAGUUUACAUAAGAAAGCCUUUUUGACAAUGCUUCACAGGAUACACUUGCAACCACACACACACAUCAAUAUAUGCACACAUACACACACAAUCAAGCAGUAAGUGUGAUGUUUGAAAUGUCAUGAGUAGACAUUGAUAUUUGUAGCUUAUCGGUCGAUAUCAGACACUUAGACUAAUAGUCAGUCCGCACUUAAGGUUGUAUGGUUGUCUCAACACUUAUGUUGUAUCGUUGCAGUAGACAUUGACCAAGUGACGCACACGAACACACCUGCGUGUUUAAUUGUUUUUUUUGGUUUACUUUUGUUUGUACCUUACAGGUAUGUGACCCCUCCACAGAGACAAAACUCACUUUUUUUGUGCAGGGGAAAGUUAAGACCUCAGAUUGAGGGUACAAUGUUACAUUAUCUUUUGUUUGUUUUAAUUCAUUUUUUUGAAAUGAUGCAUUAUAAUUUUUUUUUUUUGUGUGUAAAAUCUGUGCUGCUCCCUGCCUGGAGAACAUAUGUGCUGUUUUGUACCUUAAGUUAGUGUCUCAAUAACUCGCAUGGGUGAAUCUUAUAAAAACUUGUCAGUCACAUUUUGACCCAAAAUGAAAGGAAAUAAAAAUAAGUAAUAUUUUGCAAAAAUAAAUUAAAAUCAUUUUAGGAUCAGUAAUAUAUAUAUUUUUUUUUUGCAUUGUGAUAUUUUUUUUCACGACAAUCAAGCACAUUUUACCACAGAUUUUGAUUGCUGCAUUUACAUUAUCAAAUUUGUAUUACAUAUUUUGAAAAAAUAUUUUUGUUUUUUAAUAUAGUUUAUAUUUAGUUUAAAAAAGCAUGAAUUCAAGGCUUUGCUAUAAUACUGUUAUGUAUUAGAACAUUAUAAUUGAAAUGAAGUUUUUUUUCUCACAUUAACAUAUAUCGCUUCUUAAAUUGUAAUGAAAAUAUGUUUUGUUGCAUUAAUGAAAAUUGGUUAUAAAUGUGCUUAAUAGUCAUGAAAUAGUGUCAGUGGUCAACAAAAUCUCAGUGGUCCACAAUAGGCUUGAUUUCUCUGUGCAAAUAUAAUGUCUUCUAUCUUUCCUUUGAUUUGAGAUUUCUGUGAGAUUCACCCACCUAGAUGUUGUUUGAAACUUUUCAUUUUCCCCUGUGUGUUGAGUCCCCUGCUGGUCAGGCUGUAGUCUUGGCGGUCGGUUUGCAGUUUUUGCCCCUAGUGGCAGCUUCUAUUUGCACAAUGUGGAAAUGACCUUGUACUUCACAGAUAGCCAUGCUCACAACUCUUACAGCCCCUUUGCAGAUCACUUCUCUCCUGUGAGUUAUAAAGUGGUGCCGUUACAGCAUAUCAGGUUUUCAUUCACUACGAGUAUCCAAUCAGUUGCGUUAGGAGAUGGCUGUUAACUCAAAUAAUGUAGUUUGGUUGGAGCAGGACAGGCCCACAUUUCAACAACCAGUUUUUAGAAAUCAUUUCUGAAGAGGAGACUGUAAGCAUUCAGUUGUAUUUUGUAGGCUUGAACAUAUAAUAACUGUGCCAUUGCAAGGCUUGUGAGCUUUAACAAUGGGAGUAAGACCAAGACAAUUUCAAAAACUGACCAGAGCAGAGAAACUGCAGUGUGCGGACAUUUUCACAAGUCUGCGUUUCCAUUAGCAUCCAUUCCAGAGCCGAAGGGAAGGUUGCUUGUUUUCAUCUAUACACGUCAUCCCAUUGUUUUUGCAUCAUUAACACUAAACUCCACUGUCUUUCCCAGCAAUUCAACCAAAAAUAGACAGACAGACAGACAGAAAAAAAAGUGAAAUAUUCUUCUCUCUGAUCUGAGCUCUUGCGGUCGGUGUUAGAGAGCAUUCUGAAAGACCUUCACUUCGAAGGGCUUCUUUGCCUUAGGAGAGAGCGAGUGAAAACAAGUUUAAAUAGUCUAUCAUUUGUUUUUACUGCUUUUUGUUGUGCGAGUGUGGCCUUGAGUUAUCGUAAUACCCCAUGGUAAAAGUUGCUUUUAUCGUUUUAUUUUCUGCAUCACCCAAAACUUGAUUUGUAAUGUUUGUAUUACAAAAAAUAAAAACAUGAAACUCAAAAUAUUUAUACUUUUUGUAAAGAAACAGAAUGUAAAACAAAAAGUUAUUUUUAUUAUGUUAGGUAUGUGUUCACGUCAUACUGUAUGUGGUCAGUUCAUGAUUUGUUGUUUUUGUGAGUGUUCAUUACAACAGCAAAGAUAAAUAUUAAAAUCAUUUUGAAUACA
This is a messenger RNA of Onychostoma macrolepis, 6435 nucleotides long. RefSeq names its product BICRA like chromatin remodeling complex associated protein (gene bicral). Gene Ontology annotation, biological process: positive regulation of DNA-templated transcription. The transcript is spliced from 11 exons. Lineage: Eukaryota; Metazoa; Chordata; Actinopteri; Cypriniformes; Cyprinidae. Bases 1552 to 4044 code for a protein of 830 amino acids. Gene Ontology annotation, cellular component: SWI/SNF complex. The record is from RefSeq and is a predicted model, not a curated record.